Molecule: messenger RNA, 3063 nt
Organism: Engraulis encrasicolus (European anchovy)
Lineage: Eukaryota; Metazoa; Chordata; Actinopteri; Clupeiformes; Engraulidae
Product: NLR family CARD domain-containing protein 3-like
Exons: 8
Coding region: 1-3063 (1020 amino acids)
Biological process (GO): intracellular signal transduction
Molecular function (GO): protein binding
Source: RefSeq, a predicted model, not a curated record
AUGAAAGAACAGCAUGCCUUUGGACUUCUCUCCGCCAACAGCGCUGUAAAGGUUGUGAAUGCCAAUCCAUCGAAGGCUCUGACCUUGUCCAAACAUCAGCCAGAGUUGCUGCAGACCCAUGGUUUGAAGAGAUGGGAACACACUCAGGCCAAUGACAAGGACAUCUGUGACUUGGAGAAGAAAGUGAUGGUAUUCAUGAAGCAUGAGCUGGAGAAAUUUAAGAAACUCCUGAGAAAGGACAACACAAAAUUCUAUGACAAGGGAGAGGAUGACAACUACAAUGCCAGAGAGGGGGCCCUCAACAUUACAGUACAUUUCCUACGGAACAUGAACCAGACAGACCUGGCUAAGUCACUGGAGAAAAAAAUAAUUGGUAAAAAAAUAUUUUUAAAAAAGCUAAAGAAGAACCUGAAGAAGAGGUAUGGCCGUGUAUUACCGGGAAUAACAGAGCAGGGAAAAUCUGAACUCCUUGAAAAGAUUUACACAGACCUGUACAUCACAGAGGGAGGAAAUGGUGCAAUCAAUAAAGAACACGAAGUUGGAUGUAUGGAGAAAGCAACUCGGGCUCAAGAUUCAGAAGAAAAAUCCAUUGAGUGCAACAAUAUUUUUAAGUCUGAAGAAGACAGAUCCAUUAGAAUGGUGCUAACCAAAGGAGUUGCAGGCAUUGGAAAAUCCAUUUCUGUGCAGAAGUUCAUCUUGGAUUGGACAAGUGGAGCAGAGAACCAAGACAUUGAAUUGGUCUUUCCACUUCCUUUCAGAGAGCUGAAUUUGAAGAAAGACAAAUACAGUUUUAUGGAGAUCCUUCAUCAGUUUUUCCCUGAGACAAAAGGAUUGAUGUUUAACAAAAACAAGGAAUACAAAGUCCUGUUCAUCCUUGACGGCCUGGAUGAAUGCAGACAUCCUCUUAAAUUCAAUAAAAAUGAGAUCUGGUCUGACCUAACGACUCAAACCUCCAUGGAUGUCCUUCUGACAAAUCUGAUUAAGGGAAAUCUGCUUCCUUCUGCUCUCAUCUGGAUCACCACCAGACCAGCAGCUGCCAGUAAGAUUCCUCCUGAAUGUAUCGACUUGGUGUCUGAGGUUCGAGGGUUUAACGAAGAACAGAAGGAGGAGUACUUCAAGAAGAAGAUUGAAGACCAGAAACUGGCUGAAAAGGUUUUAAAACACAUCAAGGAAUCGAGAAGCCUCUACAUCAUGUGCCACAUUCCAGUCUUCUGCUGGAUCUGUGCCAUGGUGUUUGAAGACAUUCUUAAGGACACAGAUGCAGACACAGGAAAGACAACGGAAGAGCAAACUGUGACGAUUAAGUCAACUGAAGAACAAAUUCUGAAGACACUGACACAAAUGUACUCACACUUCUUGAUAUUUCAGACAAAACGCAAGGCUGAGAAGUAUGAUGCUAAUACAGCAAGUUUUGACACCAAGUGGGAUGAGUCCACUCGAGCCUUAGGGCAACUGGCUUUUCACAACUUGCUGUACAACAAUCUGAUCUUUUGCGACAGUGAUCUCACACAGAUUGGCAUUAGUGUAGAUGAUGCGUCUGUGUACUCUGGUAUGUGCACUCAGAUCUUCAAGAAGGACUCUGGCAUACUCAUUGGCACAGCAUUUAGCUUUGUACAUCUCAGCAUUCAGGAGUUCAUGGCAGCUUUAUAUGCACACAUCUGCAUGUGCAAAAACAAAAGGAAUGUUUUUGCUGAUCAGAAAGAGAGCAACAGCACUGAAAUGCUGAAGAAUGCAGUGGACAAGGCUUUGGAGAGUUCUAUUGGACAAUUUGAUCUUUUUCUCCGCUUCCUUAUGGGUCUCUCACUGGAGGGAAAUCAGAAACUCUUACAUGGCUUACUGACGUACAAUGAGAAAAAUUCACAAAGCCGAGACGAAAUAAUAAAAUAUAUCAAAGACAAGUUAAAAGAGAACCUUUCAGCAGAGAGAUCAAUUAAUCUCUUCUACUGUCUUAAUGAGUUGAAUGACAAGUCUCUGGUGGAUGACAUCCAAAAACAACUGAAGUCUGGCGGCCUCUCCAGUACUAAGCUUUCCCCUGCUCAGUGGUCAGCGCUGGUAUUUGUGCUGCUGACAUCAGAUAAGGUGAUUGAAGAGUUUGACCUAAAGAAGUUUCAAAGGUCAGAUGAAUGUCUGAGGAGACUCCUGCCUGUGGUGAAAACGGCCACAAAAGCUUUGCUGGACAAGUGCAACCUGACACACGAGAGCUGUUCGACUAUUGCAGAUGCCCUUAGCUCUUCCUCUUUGAAGGAGCUGGAUCUGAGUGGCAAUGUCAUUACAGACUCAGGUGUGGAGGUUCUUGCCUGCAGACUGGCAAAUCCUCAGUGCAAACUUGAGACUCUGAGCUUGUCAAACUGUGGUAUAACUGGGGAAGGAUAUGCUGCUCUUGCCUUAGCUCUCAAAUCAAACCCCUCACAACUGAUGGAGCUGGACCUGAGGGGAAAUGACCCUGGAGAAUCAGGAGUGAAGGACGUUACUUCAGCACGUAAUACAAAAUGCAAACUGAGCCUGUCAGACUGUGGUGUAACAGGAAAAGGAUAUGGUGCUCUGGCCGCAGCUCUCAAAUCGAACCCCUCACACCUGGAGGAGCUGGACCUGACAGGAAAUGACCCUGGAGACACAGGGGUGAAGGACGUUACUUCAGCUAUUAAUCCAAAAUGCAAAUUGAGGUUGUUGAGGAGUGAUGCAGCGGAGCAAGUCUGUGAGCAUCUGAAAACAGUUUUGGGUGGAAACCCCUUACUCUUGACUGAGCUGGACCUGAGUAAGAAAAAACUUGAAGACCCAAGAGUAGAUCAGCUCUGUGCUCUACUGAAGGACUUGCACUGCAGAUUCAAGAAGAUCAAGCUCAAUAACACUAAAAUAAAGAAAGAAGGCUUUAAUGCUAUUGUCCAGACCCUGACAUCAAAUCCCUCACACCUGAGAGAGCUGGACCUGACCUCUGCUCUUGGAUACCCGGCAUCACACAUGUUCUCUACGCUGAGGGGUAUAGAAUAUCUAGGAGACGCUGAAGCGAAGCACAUUUCUGCUCUACUCAGUCGUCCAGACUGUAAACUACGAAGACUGCUGUAA